AUGGCAGAAAGACUUGCCUCUCAAACAUUGCAGAAAUUUGCUGAAUUAGAAGAGCUCGCUCAAGAAAUAAUGGAAGAUAAACAACAGGUAUAGAUAUUUCAAAGUGAAAUAAUUACAAAGGAGGAUAAAACUAUUUUUUUACGCCAUUCGGGAGAUUUCGAAUGCGAAAGAUUAAUGUGGAAGACGGCGCUCGAUCUUCGUUCUCUCUCUAUAUAUAUACUGCUAGACGUUUAAAAUUAAUUUUUGAAACUUGUUCGUACCCGACUACUGCUGUGGUUAAGCUCCAUUUUGUGAGCUUAAAGGUCGGUUACUACUUUUCUGGCAUUUGAAAAUUAAAUUAAAUUCCAAUUACAGCUGACACACUAGUGUUAAUGUAUACAAAUUUAUUUUUAUUGUUUUGGUAGAUAAUUGAACUUGAUAAGCAGAGGAAUACAAACAGAGAAGCUCUUCGAAUGCUGAAGAAAGACGAUAAAAGAGGAUUAAGUGGGGCAUCAUGUAAGCUUAACCAGUUUACAAGUGAAUUUUAACAGAUACACCCUUUUCUGAGGCUCUCUAAAACAGUGACCUGAACCAGUGGAUAAAACAGCACACAUGUUGGUGAACAAACAAAAUAAAAUAAAAAGAAUGGUUGAAAUUUAUUGGCUGUCUUUUAAUCAAUUGCAGCCUGUCCGUGGUCAGACUUGCCUUUUUGAGGGACAGUCAUCAUGGUUAUUUGUUGGCCAUUUAUCAACAAAGUUUUUAAAAAUGUUUACUCACAAGAAACCAAUUGUUCUUGGUGUGUUUUUGAAGUGCAAAGCUCAAAUUCUGUUUUUCUUUAGGUCUGCGGUCUUAUUUAAUUCACAGCCACUGGUCCAAAAAGUCAUUGUUGAGCAGCUCCUCAGUUAUUACUUAAAACUACAAUGCUAAAAGGGGUAUGCAAUAACUGGGGAAAAAAGUUAUAUUAUUUGUACUUUUGGUCAUCACUUCUUUUUCUGUUGUAUUAAAAAAAAUGGUCAGUUGGUAACAAUGUGUAAUUACUUUUCACCCAAACUUACUGUACAUACACCCUCCCCUGAAUAAGCAUUAACCCCCACCCCCCACCAUAAUUUCAAACAAGCACCCCCUCCUCCCUCACCUUCUUAACUAUUACGGAUACAAGUGAAACCUGUUUUGAUUGCCAUUUAUCUUUAAAAAUUACUCUACAACAGAAUCAGUACAGGAAAAUAAUAACACCCCCCCUCCUUGAUUAAGCACCCUCCUUCCACUUAGCUCCCCCAUUUUUAACAGAAAUAUGAAUUAGUGCCCAGGUACUUAUUCAAGGAAGUACAGUAAUUUAGUUGAUUACUGGCUUGGGUCCUGAAGUAUGGUUUACUGAUAAGACAUUACUCUUAGUGAGUUUCUUGUGGUUAAAUACAAACAAAUCGUUGGGAAGGGUUUGAUACUUAAUAUUCUCAUUUAGGAGUAAAGCAAAAACAGAAAUAGUUUAUUUAACAAGGAUCAAAUCAUUUGUUUUAAUUGUAGCAUCCAAACCCUGGGUGUGUUUUGGAAACAUGUUCAUCAAGCUCCCAAGUUCCAAUGUGCAAGCAAUGUUGCAGCAAGGUGAACAAUUACAUCAAGAAGUCUUUUCUCCAAAGAAACAAACUUUAAACCUUACAUAUUUUUUCCCUUCUGUUUUAUGAAGAUCAGAAGAACUUAGAAGAGGAAAUAAGCAGGCUAAGGAAAGACUUGAAGCCAAAAGUUUCAAAGCUCCAUGAACUGGAGGGUUUGUAGACUUAUUGUUGUUGUAUUCAGCAGUAACAGUACUGUUUCUCAUUUUGGCAGAUGAUAAGGUGGCUAGACCAAGAUUAAGUUUUAUGAUGUAUGUGACUCAUCACUGUUGUCAGCAGCGUGACGUGAUAAGGCCCCAGUUCUGCAAAGGCUAGAUAAUGCUAUCUACUGGAUAAAUCCCUAUCUGUGGAUAGUGAAGUACAAUCUGUUGACACUUAUCCAGAGGGUAGCAAGUUAUCAGUUGGAUUACAUUAUCCAACCUUCAAACAACUGGGGCCAGGAGUAUUGUUAGUCUUUGAUGAGUGGAUGCCAGUCCAUCACAUCAGUUUAGGUAAAGAAAGAAAAGGUAAAGUCUUUUUCUAAGUCAAGUGGCCCAUCCAGCCUGGGGAUCUCUCUGUUUCUGUAGCAUGAAGUGAUUACAAGUAUUGCUACUCCCCAAGAAUGGGAUGCUUGUCUGUUCCAGGUUGCCCUCAGAAUUUCAUCAGGUUUCCCUGAUAGUGCACCAGUUCAUUUGAUGGAAGUCAGUAGAGAGGAAUUCAUUAGAGCAUUGACUGUACUGGAAGGCACUUUGAAAGUAAUGUGUCUCAUCCAAGAGCACAAUACUAAGACCCAUGCUAGUGCUCAAUCUGGUCUGAUUGCUUGAUCUGUAUUACAGUGUACUGGCCACUAGCAAGGGUCUUCUGGCAAUUUUGAAGCUGCUUUAGUCAUCUAAGAAGCAGCUUGUCCUAUUUGCAGAUUUAUUGAGAAAAGAAAUAUGCCACCUUCUGAUUUUUAGUAACACUGUAGUAUUCCUUCUUAUUCAGGAUUACCAGAGGUGAAGGGAUUUGACUUAACUGCUCUGACAAAAGAUGAUUUGCAGAGUCUGGAGCCAUGA
Messenger RNA from Pocillopora meandrina, 2620 nucleotides. The record is from the annotation of a GenBank genome assembly. Lineage: Eukaryota; Metazoa; Cnidaria; Anthozoa; Scleractinia; Pocilloporidae.